AUGGAGAUAGACCAGAACGUCACUGCUUCCAUCAUCUCUCAGGAGCAUCUGAACCACAAGCUCAGGAAGCCUCUGGUGGAGAAGUUACGCAGAGGGAGGAUCAACAGCAGCAUCGAGCAGCUCAAGUCUCUCCUGGAGCUCCUCAAACAGCAGCCAGACUCCAAGCUGGAGAAAGCAGACAUCCUGGAGACGACCGUCUGCUUCCUGACACGACUGCAGCUGCAGCAGGAUCCAGCUGUGGACUCAGCAGCUGCUGAUCAGGUCUACUCCAGAUGUGUCCAAGAGGUAGUGCACUUCCUGUCCAAAGACCAGGAGAAGACCCGGUCCCACAGAAGACUGCUGGACCACUUCAACAAGCUGCAGUCUGAGAAGAACCUGAGAGAGGCUGACUUCUGUCCUCUGAGCUCCACAGUCCAGACCAGAGUCCAGUCUGCAGCGCCCCCUGGAGGCCCUGGAAGACACUGCAGGACUGGAGGGAAACUAACAGAUCAUAUUGAUCAAAGAUUCCUGGACGUUAUAGUAAUAUGUUUGAUCAAUUUGUUCCUCUGA
This is a messenger RNA of Nematolebias whitei (Rio pearlfish), 549 nucleotides long. RefSeq names its product transcription factor HES-5-like. Bases 1 to 549 code for a protein of 182 amino acids. The transcript is spliced from 3 exons. Lineage: Eukaryota; Metazoa; Chordata; Actinopteri; Cyprinodontiformes; Rivulidae. The record is from RefSeq and is a predicted model, not a curated record. Gene Ontology annotation, cellular component: nucleus. Gene Ontology annotation, biological process: regulation of neurogenesis; anterior/posterior pattern specification; regulation of transcription by RNA polymerase II. Gene Ontology annotation, molecular function: protein dimerization activity; DNA-binding transcription factor activity, RNA polymerase II-specific; RNA polymerase II cis-regulatory region sequence-specific DNA binding.